Molecule: messenger RNA, 5340 nt
Organism: Pediculus humanus corporis (human body louse)
Lineage: Eukaryota; Metazoa; Arthropoda; Insecta; Psocodea; Pediculidae
Product: nuclear pore complex protein nup98, putative
Exons: 22
Coding region: 1-5340 (1779 amino acids)
Biological process (GO): RNA export from nucleus; protein import into nucleus; post-transcriptional tethering of RNA polymerase II gene DNA at nuclear periphery
Cellular component (GO): nuclear pore; nuclear pore cytoplasmic filaments
Molecular function (GO): structural constituent of nuclear pore
Source: RefSeq, a predicted model, not a curated record
AUGUUCAAACCUACGUUUGGCCAGACAAACACAACGCCUGGAUUUGGCGCCUUUGCAGGAACUGCCAAUGCUAAUCCGUUUGGACAAACUCCAGUUUUCGGUAAAACUACUAAUACAGGUUUUGCGCCACCAACGUUUGGUGCUAGUGGUUCAACCAGUCUUUUUAGUAACACACUAUCUUCAAGUGGAAGUUUGUUCGGUUCUUCUACGAAUACUCCGACGUUCGGUCAAGCUCAAACAACACAACCAUCUUUUGGUUUUGGAACCACACCUCAACCAACUACAAAUUUAUUUAGCGCUCAACAAAAUGCAGGAAGUGGUUUGUUUGGAUCAGGAACAACAUCUGCAUUUGGAGCAAAUAAACCUCCAUUUGGAUCUGCUUUUGGAACAGGAACAAAUACUGGUUUGUUCGGAGCCCAACAACCUGCACAAACUUCUACUUCAUUGUUUGGUCAAACUACAGCAACAACUGGGACAGGAUUGUUUGGAGGAACCACCAGUACUUUUGGAGCAUCUAAUCAACAGACUGGAACAGUUAUAAAAUUUAAUCCUGUAACAGGAACAGAUAGCUUACUCAAAAAUGGAGUAUCUCAGACUGUUAACACUAGGCAUUUUUGCAUUACUUGCAUGAAAGAAUAUGAAAGUAAAUCGUUAGAAGAACUUAGGUUAGAAGAUUAUAUGGCUAACAGAAAGGGUCCUCAACAAAGCAAUUUAUUUGGAACUCCUACUCAGCAACCAUCAUUGUUUGGUGCUACAUCUGGAGGUACUUUAUUUGGAAAUCCUCAAACUGAAAAUAAAACUUUGUUUGGACAAGCAAAUACAACUUUAGGUGGUGGCUUUGGUACAAGUAGCACCAAUGUUUUUGGUUCAACCCCAUCUGCUACAAAUUCUUUUUUUGGCAACAAACCAACUUUUGGUACAGCAACAACUACAGCUCCAGCAUUUGCAUUUGGUUCUUCUACAACUAAUAAUUUAUUUGGUAACACUCAAAAUAAAAGUUUUGGAACUACGCCACAAACUGGAAUAUUUGGGCAAACACCUAAUCAACAGCCUACUACUUUCGGAGCAAACACAGGAUUUCAAGGCUUCAAUGCACCACAAAACCAAUCUAUUGGGUUAUUCCAAAACAAAUCUCAAACAUCUUUUAAUAUAAAUCCCACUACAACCUCUGCAUUUACAUUUGGAACAAAUACAUCCACAAAUCAGGGUAUUUUUGGUAAUAAACCUGGUACAACAGGAUUCGGCACCAAUACGGCUACAAAUUUCGGAAGCUUCGGAACUGGUGGGGGUUUUGGCACAUCGACUGCUACUACGUCAUCCGCAUUUAAACCUACCACAACUAAUUUUUCUUUUGGAAACAGUGGAACCUUGGGAACAGGAACAUUAGGAAAUAGUGGUUCUCUGUUUGGAAACACAGCUCAAAAACCAGGAGGUCUUUUUGGAAACACCACUAAUACCAAUUUGUUUGGGUCAUCUUUUGGUAGCACUCCAAAUACCUUUGGAGUUACCGGUUUAAAUGUGGGUGCAUCUGGCGGAAACAGUUCUUUUGGGAAUACAUCUUGGAUGCCUUCUCAACCAUCAAAUUCGUCUACACAUCCAGCUAUUUUAGCUUUGGCAUCGGUACCGUUUGCAGAUUCACCUUUAUUUAAAAAUUUAUUACCCGCUUCUGGUAAAACAGAUUCUCUUUUGAAACCAAACAACGCGGUCACUCAGAAAGCAAUGUUAGCAUGUAAAGAUCUUAAAGUUUCACCGAAAAAUUCCGUUAAAAUAAAAUUAAAACCUAUUGCAACUCCUCUGACUAAAAAAUCAUUAUUUGAAGGUUUGGACGAAUCCGAUGUUGUUUCACCUUCCUUUGCUACCACGUCUAACGUAAAAAAAUUGUCGCUUAAACCAAAACCACUCAAUAACAGCAUGGUAUCAGAUAGUUGGGUCGAAAGUAUAUCGAAUAAAGAAAAUCACAAUGAUAAGGCCAACACACGGAGAGUGAGCUUUUCGGGUAUUCCGAACGAAUGCACCAACGGAGAAAAAGAUAGUUUUUACAUAAGGCGAAAUCCUUUAUUUAAACCUCAAAGACAAAAUGCUCUUGUCGAUUUGGAACAAACGAGUUUGAUGGUUAAUCGUGAAUCGCCUAGUGGAAAGGAUUCGGAGCAAAUAAAUACGACAAAUGGAAAUAAAUCUGUUGGCACUCCGUCGAGCAGCAUUUUACUGGACGAAACAGCAAAGGAUUCGAGUAAACAUAGUAACAGCAGCUUGGAUGAAACGCGAGCUUUCUUAAACGAUACAUCUCCCUACGACGACGAAUGGGAACCGCAUCCAACGGGAAUAAUUCUUCGAAGAAUGGAUUAUUAUACAAUACCAUCAUUAGAUGAUUUAAUUAAUUUGGUGGAUAACGACGGUUCGUGUGUGGUUGAUAAUUUUUGUAUAGGUCGUCUCGGGUAUGGAAAUUUGUACUUUGAUGAAACAAUAGAUGUAUCAGGUUUAAAUAUCGAUGAAAUAGUUCAUUUUCGACAUAAAGAAGUAAACGUGUAUCCAGAUGAUGACAAAAAACCUCCCGUUGGAAAUGAAUUGAACAGAAAAUGUCAGGUGACGUUGGAACAAGUUUGGCCGGUAGAUAAAACGACUAGGGAACCGAUUAAAGAUCCCGAUAGGCUGUUAAAAUUAAAAUAUGAGGAUAAAUUAAGAAGAUCAACGGCCAAAAUGGGCGCUACAUUUAUAGAGUAUCGGCCAUCCACCGGUUCUUGGGUAUUUAAGGUACGGAAAACUUGCUUUUGGAUUGCUGCUACCACCGCCGUGCAAUCAGAAUUUUCUCCUAAUAAAUAUCCUUUUCAAUCUCAAACGACAACCAUGAGCAAAACUCAACAAAGUUCAAAUGUUUUGUCUCCCAUCUUACCCCCCGUUCAUCAAACUUUUACCAUAAAUGAUUCUCAUACGAGUUUUAUGAAUUUGACUGAUGCAGCGACGGAACAUUUAAGUCCUUCUGUUCAUUUGGCACGCCGUACCGGAAUCGAUUCGCACAGAGUACAAUUAAUGAAAGCCUCACUCUUCGAUGAAAACAAAGAUGAUGAAUUUAACGACAUUGGUAAAUUUGAUGGAGUGCAAUUAAUGGAUUACACGACACUGGGAGAAAUACCUGAAGAUCACUUGGAUAAUUUGAAAUUAACACGAGGGCUUCAUGCUUUUAAAUCGAAAUUCAAAACGCAACAAAUAUUUUCCAAACCAGUCACCCAAUUCGAUGCGAGUGAGUGUAAAAAUAAAAACUGCUUAAAAAACGUUAAAAAUUCAUCAGUGGACCUUUUACCAACACCUUCUCUGUAUACGCAAAAUCUACCAAUAUUGAGGCCGAGACCGAAAACGGUUAAUAUGAUUAAUUCCAGUUCAGUCUUGCCCUAUUCAAAAUCAUCUCUCGCCAAAUAUUCAACAAAGUGUGCUUCGGACAGCGGUAUUUACAUGGGAAGAAGUUUUAAAAACGGAUGGGGUCCUAAUACGAGUAUUGUUACGUUAACUACAUUGUGGAACGUGGAUAAUUUACAAGAAAAUUUUUUAAAUUUAAAAGGUAGAACAUUAAACGAUAGUUCUCGAACGGCUGUGCAAAGGCAAUUAUUGUACAAGUCGGCAGAUGAUAGGUUUAAGGAAACGAUCAAGGGUCAUUUAAUGAUCCAAUUAGAAAAUUCUUGUCGAGGAGAACAAGAUGGUUGUCCGCUUAUGACUCCUCAACUUGGAGUUCAGGCUCUUCACGCUCAUUGUUUACUGGCAUCUAAAAAAGAGCCACAAAAUGAUUUCGAGGUUUAUUGUCGUCAAGUAUGGGAAUUGUGCGUUGCCUUGUGGGGAAAUUUGCCAGCUCUUUCAGCAGAAGGGGAUCCUUUAAGCCACAAAACGAUUAUGAUGAGGAAAGAAGCAAUCACGGAAUGGUUACAAAAAUGUGCCAGUAGGUCAAUUAAAAAAGAAGUUGAAGAGUCCGAUGGAACCUCGAAAAGUAAUAAGCACGUCGAAAGUGUUUUGUCAUUAUUAUCUGGAAAAGAAGUAAAAGAAGCUUGCAGUCGUCUGCAAAAAGUUGGUGAUCAUUACGCUGCUUUAUUGUUGACCAGCGGCCCAUCUUCAAAGGCUUUCCUUCAAAAUCAACUUUCAGAGUGGCAAAAUGUCGGAGCGGAUGCUUUCAUCGAUAAGAAAAAAUUGAAAUUAUUUUGCUUAUCCUCUGGUUUGCCUUUGUUGUCGUCUUCUCAGGGUGUUAUUAACAUUUGUGAAAAAUUAGAUUGGAAGAGAGCAUUUGCCGUACAUUUUUGGUAUUUAUUGUCAUCGGUGUCCACGAUUGGAGAUGUGAUAAAAAAAUACGAAAAUGCUUUCGAUGGACCGGAAGCUUACGCUCAGCGGCCAAAUCCGCCCUACGGAGAAGUCAUUACCAGUAGCGGUAGAUACAUUUAUGAUUUAUGCUACCACAUAAUUAAGCUUUAUUGUUUUAAAUCACAUCCUUUGGAACAACUGUUGAAUCCGGCAACGUAUACUUCUGAUCCAUUAGAUCAUCGACUAAGUUGGCUUUUGGAACAAGUUCUUGCUUCUCUCGGUUACGUUCACGUUUCGAAAAUGUCAUCGGCCGUAAACUGUGUUAGUUUUGCAUCUCAACUCGAAGCCUACGGAUUGUGGCAGUGGUCUGUUUUUGUUUAUCUUCACACACCUGACAAUUUUAGGCGGAAACAAGCAGUUUUGGAUGUUAUCAAUAGACACGUAUCUAUAAAUGAAGAUCGAGAACUGUCUCCGGAAGAAGUAUUCGUAAUAGAUGAAUUGGGGAUUCCCAGCGAGUGGAUUUAUCACGGUAAAGCAACUCUUGCUCUAACUCAGUUUCGUUAUCACGAUGCCGCUUAUUAUUUAAUACAGGCAAGGGAAUGGAACGAAGUCCACGAAAUAAUUAUCAAACACAUAGCUGCUGAUGCCAUUAUAAAUGAAAAUUACGAAUAUUUAAAAGAUUUAUUAGAAUCAUUGGUUCCGAAUGCAACCGUCAUAUCAGAAUGGUUUUAUUCCGGACAAUUGCUUUGGGAUUAUUUAGAAGUGAACAGGGUAGUUCAACAAGCUUUAGCAGAACAAAACACUUACGAGUUAGAAGCGAGACAAGCUCAAAUAUCGAGCGUUUGUGCAAGAAUAGUGAGGUGGCCAUGUUUAACAGUUAAAGACAGGCUGUGUCAGGCUGAAAUCGCUAAAAGGAUGGCUCACAUUUAUCGCAGUGUAAUGCAACUGCAAGGAGGAAUGACUCAAAAGGAUAUAACCGAAGUUGUUUCAAAGCUACCUUUGCCGGAAGAUUAUUUAAUGGAAGAAAUGAGAGUUAUAAAAGAAGUAUUUCCACCAAGUUAA